AUGAAGCUCGCUACUCUCCUCGCUUUCACUGUGACCACAGCUGUGGUGGCUGCUCCCGCCGGUGAGGAGGGCCUUGUCACUCGACAAAACGAUGUGACAGACCAAAUUUUGUUCAGCAUCACUCUUCCGGCAUUUACCACUCGCCGAAAUGCAAAGAAUCCCCCUACGCUGGAUUGGUCUUCAGACAACUGCUCCUGGUCUCCUGAUAACCCUUUGGGAUUUCCAUUUGAGCCUGGUUGCAACCGCCAUGACUUUGGAUACCGCAACUACAAGAAGCAAACCCGCUUCACCACGGCCAACAAACUAAAAAUCGAUAAUAACUUCAAGAAAGAUGAUGCCUUUCUCAGUUUGUAUUAUCAAUGCAGGAACCAAAGCCUCAAAUCUGUUUGUGAAGCUCUCGCCAAUGUCUAUUACGAGGUGGUUCGAAGAGUUGGAAAGCAAGCGGCUUCGUCGUUGGUCAAUGCCAAAUUGGAUGAUGACUCGUCCGCUUAUGAUGCUGCGGUUGCUAAAUAUGAAGAGGAGCUAAAGAAGGCUCGAGAAAGAGGUGACCUUCCCGCCGAGUAG
Clonostachys rhizophaga is the source of this 564-nucleotide messenger RNA. Lineage: Eukaryota; Fungi; Ascomycota; Sordariomycetes; Hypocreales; Bionectriaceae. The record is from the annotation of a GenBank genome assembly.